AGAGGAGGAGUGGAUGAAGGGGUAGGUAGGUGGGAGAGGGAGUGGAGGAGGAAGAGAAGGAGGAGGAGGAGGGGGUCUCGCCGGGCUGCCCUAUAUGGCUGUGGAUGAGCUCCAUGCUAAUAUCGGCUCGAGAGGCACAGCAUCGCGUUUCUGCCGGCAGUCAGUGGUGGCUUCCAGAGUCUGAGCAGGCUCCUUCGCAGCCAUGGCUGAGGGCGGAGAAGGGGAAGAUGAGAUCCAGUUCUUGAGAACUGACGAUGAGGUGGUGCUCCAGAGUGUGGCCACCAUCCAGAAGGAGCAUUGCAAGUUCUGCCUGGCCGCUGAGGGACUCGGAAACCGUCUGUGUUACCUGGAAUCCACUUCGGAAGCUAAGCAUGUUCCUCCAGACCUGUGUAUUUGUAACUUUGUGCUGGAGCAGUCCCUGUCAGUGCGGGCCCUGCAGGAGAUGCUGGCUAAGACUGGACAGAACAGCGAAGGGGUGAGUACCUGUCUCCCUCCCACUGAUACACCCCCCCACCUCCUCUUCUCUCUGUCUUGUUCACACACGUUGGAACACACACACACACACACACACACACAGUGCAGCCCAAAUAUUUAAGAUCCAGCGCACAAGUUCCAUCUAUUUCUAUGAUUUUUAUAUGUUCGAUCUAAGAUUCUGCUGCUCACAGGAACUGGCCUGUUCCUGCUGGCUCUGAUCCAGCAGCUGCCUCCUAGUCGUGUUAGAUGCUUCCCCAGCUCUGAGACGAGAACGUUCGAAGUAAUACAUGAAAGAUCCAAGGAACUGUAAAAAU
Messenger RNA from Platichthys flesus (European flounder), 788 nucleotides. RefSeq names its product ryanodine receptor 3-like. Gene Ontology annotation, cellular component: calcium channel complex; Z disc; smooth endoplasmic reticulum. Bases 203 to 595 code for a protein of 130 amino acids. Gene Ontology annotation, molecular function: ryanodine-sensitive calcium-release channel activity. The record is from RefSeq and is a predicted model, not a curated record. Gene Ontology annotation, biological process: calcium ion transport. The transcript has 3 exons. Lineage: Eukaryota; Metazoa; Chordata; Actinopteri; Pleuronectiformes; Pleuronectidae.